Molecule: messenger RNA, 2159 nt
Organism: Volvox carteri f. nagariensis
Lineage: Eukaryota; Viridiplantae; Chlorophyta; Chlorophyceae; Chlamydomonadales; Volvocaceae
Exons: 10
Coding region: 1-1611 (536 amino acids)
Biological process (GO): tRNA wobble uridine modification
Cellular component (GO): nucleus; cytoplasm
Molecular function (GO): tRNA binding; S-adenosylmethionine-dependent methyltransferase activity
Source: RefSeq, a predicted model, not a curated record
AUGGCCUUCACCAAAGCUCCCCCUGGUGCAGUCACACGCUACCUCUGGGUUGGCGGCGUGUACGGCAUGUCCGUACAUCAUCUUGCCGAACUCUUCGCACCGUACGGCAAUCCAACGGUGGUUCUACCCGAGAGCGGCGAGAACAGCCGUGCUCGCAGUCGUCGUCCCCCUCCCCCACCAUCCCAACAACAGCAGCAACAACAACAGCAACAAGAGGAAGAACACCAGCAACACCAGCAGCAAGUACUAGGUGGUUACCACGCCUUCCUCGCAUUCGAGGCGGAGGGUGAUGCGGCGGCGGCAGUGGCGGCGGUUCCCCGGGAUACCCCCUGGCCGGCGGCGGGGGGACGGAAGUUGGUGCUCACAUACGCAGACAUGCGGCGGGACAAGCGGCCCGUGCCCAGGUCCGUGAGCACGAGUGCGGAUGAUUUGGGUAUUCCCGGACUCGGCUUGUUGGAGGAGUUCGUGACGGAGGAGGAGGAGCUACGGCUGCUGGCGGCCGUCCUGGGGGCGGCGGGGGAGGGGGGGGAGACUCGUAAUGUGGACCCCUCCCGACCCAUGGGUCACCUACCCCCCUGGGUGAGCGACCUGGUGGAGCGGAUAUCGGCACUGCCGGAGGUAUCUCAGCCGUUAGACCAGCUAACCGUCAACGAGUACGACCCCGGAGUGGGUUUAGCUCCCCAUGUGGACACCCACUCGGCCUUUACGGGCCCUAUCAUCUCCCUGUCACUCGGCAGUACGGCAGUGAUGGAGAUGCGGAGGGGGGAGGUUCGCGGUUAUCCCUGCAACUGUAACUACCCGGACUGCUGCGAUAGCCAGCAGCAGCCUAAUGACGACGACGAUGGUGAUCAGCAGGCGCAGCAACCUCAAAUGUCAGCUGAGCAGCAGCAGCAGCAGCAGCAUGCAGAUCCGCAACGGGAGCAGGAGGGGAAGGAGAAGGAGGAGGAGGCGAGGUUGGCGGCGCUCGAGGCGGAGUACGUGCACAAGGUGUACGACGCUAUCGCACCCCAUUUCAGCGCGACACGGUUCGCUAUCUGGCCGCGGGUUCGCAGCUUCAUCGAGUCGCUGCCGAAGGGGGCAGUGGUGGCUGACGUGGGUUGCGGUAAUGGCAAGUACUUUGGAGUGCGGCGGGAUCUGGCAGUGCUGGGCAGCGACAUCAGCUCGGGUCUUGCGGAGGUGGCGGCUCAGCGGCUACAUGCCCCCGGCCUGCCGCCGUCCGCCUCGCCCCCCGCCGCCGAUGCCCUCGUCGCCGAUGCGCUGCACCUGCCGUACCGUCCGGGCAGUUGCGACGGCGUGCUGUGCAUUGCCGUACUGCACCACCUCAGCAGUCGCCGCCGCCGGAUCGACACCUCCAAGAGCGCUGUCGUGUUCCAGCGCUACUACCACCUCUUUGAGCGGUCGGAGCUGGUGGGGCUGGUGGAGCAGGCGCUGAGGGAAGGGCCCGCCGGGGGGUUGGGAAAUGACGGUGACGUCGACACCGAUGGCGGUGACGGAGGCGCUGUUGUGUACGGCAUGGGUACGACGACGAACCUGGCGCCGCCGUGGGGUGUUAUCGAGGAAGUGUUUUAUGAUCGAUCCAACUGGUGCAUCAUAUUUCGGAGAGACCGAUGAGGUGGUGGUGUUAUCAUUAUCAGCAUAGCGGGCAUAGCGGUAUAUAUGUUGCACGAAUUGCAGGCGGGGGGGCCGGAGGGGUGGUGUGUAGUGCUUACUACAACCAAAAAUUGGUGUGUGGAGGGUGAGAAAGUGAUAACAAUACCGAACCCAGGCUUGAGCCCGGUCGGGUAGUUUUGCGUGAUGCCGCUUUCCCUCCGCGACUAGCGCAGAUUACCCGCAGACUUUGCACAGUGAGUUCCUCUGAGUUUGAGUAGUAGUACUUCUACAUGAAUCUCCGGCUCGAAUGAGGCAGAGCGAAAGAGAUGUACGCGUCGGGAUGGGAACGACGUUACGAUUGGUAUCGAGACUGGUAACCCUGUCCCUACCCGGAUUCGAAUCAGGCCUGGGCAGUUCGACCACCUGCGGCCACUGAUGAGACGGACGUGGUCGAGGACACCCUGAGCUGCAGGGGGGAUUACUGUAGCAUCCUGUCCUGGGGGUAUCAGGGGGUCCCGACACCCGCCGGUCGGUACUUUUCUGAAGUCGUGAUAUAACAAAGCUCUCCU